Messenger RNA from Anoplopoma fimbria (sablefish), 622 nucleotides. RefSeq names its product TATA-box binding protein associated factor 13 (gene taf13). Gene Ontology annotation, molecular function: protein heterodimerization activity. The record is from RefSeq and is a predicted model, not a curated record. Lineage: Eukaryota; Metazoa; Chordata; Actinopteri; Perciformes; Anoplopomatidae. Bases 85 to 462 code for a protein of 125 amino acids. Gene Ontology annotation, biological process: transcription by RNA polymerase II. The transcript has 2 exons. Gene Ontology annotation, cellular component: transcription factor TFIID complex.
AGGCGGAAGUCAACAAAAGACCGCACAGCCUGUUGUGUUCCUGCGCCGAGAGGACAGGUACACUCCUCUGUUCAUACCAGCAGAAUGGCGGACGAGGAGGACGAUGCCGGGUACGACGAGGAGCUGGAUGACGGGUCGGGCGGAGGGGACGGCGGCGGCCACGGGAAGAGGAAGAGGCUCUUCUCCAAGGAGCUCCGGUGCAUGAUGUACGGCUUCGGGGACGACCAGAACCCGUACACGGAGUCCGUGGACAUCCUGGAGGACCUGGUGAUCGAGUUCAUCACGGAGAUGACCCACAAGGCCAUGUCCAUCGGGCGCCAGGGCCGCGUCCAGGUGGAGGACAUCGUUUUCCUCAUCCGAAAGGACCCCAGGAAGUUCGCCAGAGUCAAAGACUUGCUGACCAUGAACGAAGAGCUGAAGAGAGCCCGCAAAGCUUUCGACGAGGCCAAUUAUGGCUCAUAAACCCACAUGUGUUCAAAGCUACAUCAAAUUUCCUUUGAUUACACUUGAGUCAGUUAUUUUGUGAUGUUUAUUAUCUUGUGUGUGUGUCAAAGUGUUGCACAGAUGCCUGGGUAAUGGUGUCUGGGACUGUCUCAAUAAAGAAACUUACAUUUUGGUUGAA